CUCCCGUCGAGGCAGAGAUGCAUGGGCACAUGCCGGGGGGUGACGCUUCGCACCAAGCGGCACCACCGGGAGCGGCGGCGGCGGCGGCGCGAACGGCUUCCGCCAGAGCGCCGUCCCCGGCAGCAGCGUCAUCAGGAGCGGCGACGGCAGUGGUGGCUUCGGACAGAGCUCCGUCGGCAGCAGCUGGAGUGGCGACCUCGGCCAGAGCUCCGGGGGGGGGCGGAAACGGCGACCGCGGUGACGGUAGUAGCGGCCGCAGCAGCAGCGGCGACGGCGGAGAUGGCGCGGCCUGGCAUGGAGCGUCAACGCAUCCAUUUGACAGAGGGAAGCUNGAAGCCAGGCGUGGUGUAUGGCAGCACUGGUGGAUUUCAGCAGCAGCCGCAGCAAUCAUAGCAGGCGGCCGGCUCCACCCGUGNGCAGUGGUGGCUUCGGACAGAGCUCCGUCGGCAGCAGCUGGAGUGGCGACCUCGGCCAGAGCUCCGGGGGGGGGCGGAAACGGCGACCGCGGUGACGGUAGUAGCGGCCGCAGCAGCAGCGGCGGCGGCGGCGGCGGCUUCGGCAGCAGCGACGGCGGGAGCGGCAGCAGCGACGGCGGGAGCGGCGCCACCGGCAACGGCAGCAGUUUGAGCGGGGAUGAGAGGGCGCGCGAGCGGGGGAAGAGUUUACCCUUGUCUGUUUUCCCCCCGCCAACCCACCCCUCCGGUGCCCCCCGCAGCGCCACACCUGCAGCGAGCCCCGGCGACGUACGCGCAAGCUAACGCGGGGCGGGCGCAGCGUAAUUUGGAGAGUAAAGGCGAAGCGGAAGACGGAUAUUUGGCUCCGGUGGACACCCUCGAGUCGACCGAGCAGGGCGAGGAUAUGGUGGCACCGACUACCUCACCAUAUUUGCGCCAAAUUGGAGACCAUGUGAAAUAAUAACGGGUUUGUUUGGGUUUCGUGUGGAGGCAUUGGCAUGUUGACUUCACGUUGUUCUGUUCUUUGUGGUUUUUAUUUUUGUCGUUUCAUGUCGGGUUUUUCCCCGUUGCGCCGAAGACGAGAAAUUCAUCCAGGAAUCGCCUCCGAGAGACAAUGCGUUCAUGUGUACGGCAUCCCCGUUUGUGGUUGAGUAAUUUUUUUUUCUGGGAUUUGACUUGUUGUGUUUCGGACCCGAAUUUGUGUAACAUGCGAAUUCAGUGACAACUGUCGAACUGCUGUUUGUACUGCUGUCAAGAACCAUGCGGGGGGGAUUUGUGUACCAUGUUUCUAGCCGCAGUACCAGCAGAGCAGAGUGCUUUCGUCGAGUUCUGUUCAAGUUGGAUAUGUUUCGUCAUGAUUUUCUUGGCGUUUUCUUCGUUCUGCUGUGUUUUGCGUCAAGAAUCAGGCGGGAAGGAAAUAUGUUGUCAUAUUUCCAGACGCAACACUAGCGAAUGCGUAUAUGCUUUUCUUGUGUUUGCAGGGCGUGUUUAAGCUGGGGGGCUGUUUCAUACACUUCGAUGUUUUGGGAUCUUCUGAUGGUUGAAUAGGAGGGGAAGAAAACGCAGGCAGAUCUGUAUGUAAGUUUCGGGGAAAUGUUCCAGCUGGGGGGCUGUUGCGUAUUGAAAUUGG
This is a messenger RNA of Ectocarpus sp. CCAP 1310/34, 1584 nucleotides long. The record is from the annotation of a GenBank genome assembly. NCBI's taxonomy places the organism in Eukaryota, Phaeophyceae, Ectocarpales, Ectocarpaceae.